AUGGAAAGAGCCAGCCCGGCUUGCUGGAGCCAGCCCGGUGGGGCGGCAUAUAACAGGAGCUGGCAUCACAGGCUGCCAAGGCACGAGGACAACCCCUACAACUGGUCUGACGGUGAAGCCGGUCACUUGAGCGAAGUCCCUGUCACGCUGCUCGUCUGCUUCUGCGGGCUGGUGGGGAACGGGACCGUCCUCUGGUUCCUCAGCUCCCACGUCCGCAGGAACCCCGUCACCGUCUACAUCCUCAACCUGGCCGUCGCCGACUUCACCUUCCUCCUCUCCAUCGCCAUUGCCCUUGUGAUAUUGUACGGCCCAGAGAGCCUUUGUCACAGGCUGGGCUCACGGGACGUGACAACUGUGUUGAACAUCACCAUCCUUUUUACUUUCACCGCCAGCGUCUACCUCCUGACAGCCUUCAGUGCCGUGACGUCUCUGUCCGUUCUCCCCCCGUCCCGCUGCCCCUGCCACCGCUCCCAGUGCUCACCAGUGCUCGUGUGUGCCCUGCUCUGGGCCCUCUCCUUGCUGCUCACUGUGACCCUCUACUUCUGCCCUGCGGCACUCAUUUUCUUCAUCCUGAGCUGCCUCGUAUCGGUGCUCACCCUGAUUCUUUCUGGUCUGACCCUGCUUGCCAGGGUCUUGUGCUGUUCAUGGCGAUAUCCCCCAAGCAAGCUCUGUGUUGUGGUCCUGCUAGCUGUCGUCUUCUUCCCCUUCUUCACUGCUGAUUUUGGUUACUGGCUCUUGCUGAGACUGUUUGAUUUUUCUGGGUUUGUCUUCAAUGCCUCUCUCCUGUUUGCCUGUGUGAACAGCAGCAUCAACCCUUUUAUUUACUUCUUGGUUGGGAGCUGUGCAAGUAAGUUCACGCUCUCUGUUAGGGCUGCUUUCCAGAGGGCUUUUGAAGACCUAACAGAGCCCCAAAAUAAAGGCGAAACUCCCAGAGAAAACACAGUGGAAACAGCUGUUUAA
Leptosomus discolor (cuckoo roller) is the source of this 960-nucleotide messenger RNA. RefSeq names its product proto-oncogene Mas. Gene Ontology annotation, molecular function: G protein-coupled receptor activity. Gene Ontology annotation, cellular component: plasma membrane. The record is from RefSeq and is a predicted model, not a curated record. NCBI's taxonomy places the organism in Eukaryota, Metazoa, Chordata, Aves, Leptosomiformes, Leptosomidae. Gene Ontology annotation, biological process: G protein-coupled receptor signaling pathway.